AUGUCGGCGACAAACCUGUUCGUGUCUUCCACGCAGCGUUCAGGCUCCCUGUUGUGCCAGAAUUCUACCGACUCCAUUGAAAGAGGACACCAAGAACUCAGUGGUGGCUACAAAAAUGCCAAAGGGAAAAGAAAUUCAUUGAGAGAAUGCUGCUACAAAUGUACCCUUUGUGACAAAUCAUUUAAGAGGAGGCGUUGCCUCAAACGUCAUCUACGUACUCACAUGGAGGAGAAGCCCUACGUGUGUGAUAUAUGUGGCAAGUCAUUUGCGCACAAGGGGAGUCUCAACGACCAUCGCCGCACUCAUACUGGCGAGAAGUCGUACGUUUGUGAGAUAUGUAGCAAGUCAUUCACGCAAAGAACGAGUCUUGCAAAUCGUCGACGCAUUCAUACAGGCAAGAAGCCCCAUGUUUGAGAGAUAUGUGCCAAGUCAUUCGCUAGGCCCACAAACCUUACAAAUCAUCUGCGUGUUCACACAGGUGAAAGGCCCUACGUCUGUGAUAUAUGCGGCAAGUCUUUUGCGCAACAGAGGAAUCUCAAAUCUCAUUGCCGAACUCAUACUGGCGAGAAGCCCUACGUUUGCGAAAUAUGUGAGAAAUCAUUCUCGCAAAGCACAUCUCUUAAAGAUCAUCGACGCACUCAUACGGGUGAGAGACCUUACAUUUGCGACAUAUGUCCAAAGGCAUUUGUCAAAUCGGGAUAUCUUAAAUCUCAUCGGCGAACUCACACAGGCGAGAAGCCUUGCCUUUGCGAGACAUGUGGAAAAUGUGACACUGGAAUGAACUUCCUAAAUCAACACGGUGCUGUCAUCGACCUGAGAUGUGACUUUAUAGUACUAAUUUCAGAAACAUCUUGGUGA
Rhipicephalus microplus (southern cattle tick) is the source of this 858-nucleotide messenger RNA. RefSeq names its product gastrula zinc finger protein XlCGF7.1-like. NCBI's taxonomy places the organism in Eukaryota, Metazoa, Arthropoda, Arachnida, Ixodida, Ixodidae. The record is from RefSeq and is a predicted model, not a curated record.